This is a messenger RNA of Closterium sp. NIES-67, 3529 nucleotides long. NCBI's taxonomy places the organism in Eukaryota, Viridiplantae, Streptophyta, Zygnematophyceae, Desmidiales, Closteriaceae. The record is from the annotation of a GenBank genome assembly.
AUUCCAGUCGCCAGCCCAUGCGUCCACGCGCCUCAGAACCCGAGUCCUCCCAAGUCCACCCUUAUUGCCGCGCGUCCUCCGCAAUGCCUCCUCCCGCGCGACGCCGGGGGGGCGGGAGCGGAGUCGACGAUUCCUCCUCCCCGCGCGCUGACGGGGGCGCGAAGGGCAAGCGCGCGCAGGCGCACAGGGCGCCGCACCACCCGCACCGAGGGAAGGCUGCCCCUGCGAAUCCGGCAUGGAAUGCGGCGGUUCUUGCGCUGUUGCUAGCCGCGGGAUGCGUGGCGGCGCUGAUCGUCGUGCUGAUGUGGGGCGAGGCGCUCCUCGGGGGCUCCGAUGCGCGGUCCGAGAAGCAGCGCCAUCUGACGUCGCUGAAAGCGCCGCGCGUGUCGGAUCUGCCGAUGUUCAAGGGCGACUACGGCGAGAAGAUGCUAUGGGGAACGUACCGCCCCCACCUCUACCUCGGCAUCCGCCCACGCUUGCCGCGGUCAGUGGUGGCGGGCGCCAUGUGGUGGGCGCCACGGCAGGACGACUUUGUGAUCCGCCACAUGUGCGAGCAGCACGACCCCGUGCUGCACACGUACGGCUGGCUGCGCCACGAUGGCCGCACCUACGCCCGCCAGGAGGUGAGGGACGGCCCGUUUGACAUGAGCACGCACUUCCUCAAGUCGUUCAACGGCAGCACGGGGUAUGGUGGCGACUGGGCAGUGCGCGUCGCCGUGGACAUCAACAGAGAGAGGGCGGGAGGCGCGGUCAACGCCCAGUCACUGCCCUUCACAUUCUUCUUCUACGUGGCGGACGAGAGCGGUGCCCCGCUGCACGAUGUGCCUGCAGUGGAGGAGGUGGCCCGCCUCGUGCAGCAACCGCUGGACGCAGCACAGGCGAUCGAGGGAGAGGGGGCGCGUGGCAGUGGGGGGAGAGGAGGGGAGGAGGGUGAGGAGGAGUGGAUGAGGGGAGGCAUAAAGGAGGAGGGAGAAGACGAGGAGGAGGAGGAGGAAGAGGAGGUCGGGGGACGGAGAAGGUUGAGGAGUGUUGAGGAUGGUGGGGGGAGGCAAGGGAGUGGGAGGGGGGACACAAGGAGGGGGAGGGCGUUGAUGGGCGAGGGGGGCGAGGCGGAGGAGGCGGAUGGGCAUGAGGGGCAUGAGGGGCAGCGGUCGGCUGUGGUGGCAAGCGGGGUGUCGGAUGUGUUUGGGCGGUGGGAGCUGCAUGCAGUGGCGCAGGCGGAGGGUCCGGGGGCCGCAUACGAGGCGUUCCACACCCGACAUCUGCACAACCUGUCGGACGCCGUCAGGGCCGCCAUGAUCCACAAUUACCAAGCCACUCAGCAGCCGACGCUGGGCAACAAGGCACAGGCGGGCGCCAAUGUUGCAGUCAUCCAGCUCACCACGUUUCUGCCCUCCGUGGUGGACUUUGUGUUCCUCUCGGGCCUUGCCGCCUUCUCCCCGCCGCACUCGCCCUCUCCAGAAUCCGCCUCUCGCCUCAACCUCCUCUCAGGCCGGGCCUUGGCGCGGCGCGUGGCGGAGGCAGAGGCGGCGGUGGAGCGCCGCAUGCAGGCCGCCUUCCCCGUGGCCUCCGAGCUGGCAGAGAAGAUUCCAGGCGUGGGCGAUGCCGUGAAGGCGUCACUGAGCAGCCUUGUAGGGGGUAUGGGAUAUUUCUACGGCCAAUCGCGUAUCGCCAUCCCUCCACAUCUCAAGACCCCAGGCGACCCCCUGCCCUACUGGCAGUACUGGCCGGCAGCACUGUUCACGGCAACGCCCAGCCGCCCUGUGUUCCCGCGGGGCUUCCUUUGGGACGAGGGCUUCCACCAGCUCGUGCUCAGGCGGUGGGACGAGCGGGCGUCCAUGGACGCGCUGGGGCACUGGCUGGACCUCCUCAACGCCGACGGCUGGAUCCCCAGAGAGCAGAUCCUGGGGGCCGAGGCGCGCAGCAAGGUACCUGAGGAGUUCAUUCAGCAGCACGUGUCCAACGGCAACCCGCCCACGCUCUUCCUCCCUCUCACCGAGAUUGCUGAUUUGGCAGCUCGCAGUGCUGCAACGUGUCGGCGGCUGCCAAACGGGUCCUUUGUGCCGAUGGAGGGGGUGGGGGCUGCAGGAGGGGCAGCGGAGGCAGAGGGGUGUGAGCGGCUGUCGUUUCUGCGGGCGUGCUUCCCGCGGCUCAAGGCGUGGUUCCACUGGUUCAACUCGAGCCAAGCGGGGAAGCUGCCUGGAAGCUACUACUGGCGGGGUCGGGACGCUGACACGGUGCGCGAGCUGAACCCCAAAACGCUGCAGUCGGGGUUGGACGACUACCCACGUGCCUCGCACCCCUCGGCGGACGAGCGGCACGUGGACCUGCGCUGCUGGCUGGCCAUGGCUGCUGGGGCUAUUGCCAAGAUUGGAGGGGUGGUGGGGGAGGGCGUGCAGGAGUACGAGGCCACGGCACGGCACCUCGCGGACUUCACCCGCCUCAAUGAGCUGCACUGGGACGGCAAGAGGCAGCGCUACGCUGACUAUGGCAACCACACAGAGAAGGUGCGGCUGGAGGCGGUGGACACGGUGGACCCGGUGACGCACAGCAUGCACAGGGAGCACCGGCGCGCGGUCAGAGGGUCUCCCACACUCCGAUUCGUGCCGCACUUCGGAUACGUGUCGCUCUUCCCGCUGCUGCUGCGCUUGAUCCCGCCUCAUGCGGAUGAGUUGGGGCAGCAACUGGAGCUGCUGCGCUCCGAGAAGCUGCUGUGGACCGACUACGGGCUCCGGUCGCUGGCUGCCACCAGUUCGCUGUAUAUGCGGCGCAACACGGAGCACGACCCGCCGUACUGGCGAGGGCCUGUGUGGAUCAACCUCAACUACCUCGCACUCUCCGCGCUGCGCUUCUACUCCUCAGAGUCAGGCCCACACAGCUCAACGGCAGGAGAGCUGCACCGGCAGCUGAGAUUCAACCUUGUCAGGAACAUCGUGGGGCGGUACCAGGAGAGUGGGUAUUUGUGGGAGCAGUACGAUAACACGGCGGAUGGCAGGGGGAAGGGGGCACACCCAUUCACCGGCUGGACGGCCUUGCUUGUCCUCAUUGCUUCCGAUUCUUUCUGAUUGAUAAGUGGGUGUGCUGCCAAUGAUAAGAUUUCCAAUCACGUCACGACACCCUGUUUACAAGUACGAGUAAAUUCUAUGUCUCUGUCGUGCACAAUGCACCCUUGGACAACAUUUUCGCAAUGCAAUUGAAUACUAGUGAAUCAAGCGAUGCAGGGAGGAGGCCUCUGGAUAGGAUUAGAAGUACUCUUUCUCGUAAGGGUACUCGCUUGCUGCCACUUUUUCUGUAAGGGUAUAUUUUUAAGCUACUUUGUAAUACAAGGGUCCUAAAUAUUGUGACACGACCUCAGAGGAGUGUGCAGUGCAGUCGUCAUAGCAUAUCAUAGCUCCAUAGUACAGCACACUAGAUAGGGCAAAUACAUGGCAAGGGAACAAGGGUGAGCAGGCCAUGCUAGUUAUCAAAGCAUGGGAGGGAAGGGUGGGCAAGUUGGAACAGAAAAAUGCAAAUGAGACUAGGUGGCAGG